GGACCAAAUCGGCCGCUAAGGCGGCUUAGUCAGGCCCCUCCAGAAUGGCGGAAGGCGGAGAAACCAGGAUAUCCAGAAUCCCAGAUCAAUCGCUCAUGGUCACAACCCGAUCGCUUAUCUUCUCUCGCUCCGCUGGCCCCGAUGCUGGAGCUGAUCUCUCCAUGCCUCGCGAAACCCGAUAAUGAGUUCCUUCUCCCAGCUGAUCACCAAUGUGAAAAAAGCCCGCGCUGCCUUCAACAGAGGGAGGAGCAGAUCGGACGCCAAGCGGAACAACCACACCUUCAGGCAUAGUGUAUUUCCGUCCUCGCUGUCGUCAACGUCUGUUGUCGAACCAAUCAACCUACUACCCACGUCCUCGCCCUGGGACCUCCUCCCUGUCGAGCUUCAGAUCAAGAUAUUCGCCCACUGCGGAGUCGCCGAUUUCCUACCCUUGAAACUGGUCUGCCGAUCCUUCUUCCAGCUCCUCACCUCCCAGGAGCACUGGAUCACCCGGCAGUACCUGCGCCAACGCCGUCAUGGAACUCUUCCGUCCCCGAUAGACAGCGAAAGAACGUAUUCUCGGCACCCGGAAGAUGAUGUAGUGCUGUUGUCGGAUCUGUUUCCGCCUAUUUCCAGCGCCAAAGGAGGCCAUCUUUACACUUUCCGAUACAUCCAUAGUCUCCGGCGUCGCCAGAAACUUUGUUCAAAGCUAUGCUAUUACCUUGCCGAUCGAGUCGUCGAUCGCUUCAUGCGGUGCGAGCCGGGUUUUGUGAAGUCGCGUUUCCCUUCUAGGAACGAGCGCAGUGACUUUAUGAAACGAGCUAUCGGGACUAUUUGGUUCUACCUGACCCCGCUUAUGUACUAUACUUUGUACUUCCUUGAGACCUAUACCCUUGCUAGAAGAGAGCAGACCAAUACCCUUUUGCGCGAUUUCGAAGCCGGACGACUGCCAGUCCGUCUACCCCCCGACGCUCGCAAGUCUAUAUACCGGGAUUUGCAGGUUCAGAUUCUUCAAUCCCCGCCCUUCACAGACACCGCCACCCUCGUCUCCACACACCACUGCAUGCAACUCCUCGUUUCAUACCUGCAAUAUACCGUGCCCCCCGACGAGCCCGGACCUGCGGACGACAGCUGGAUAAGCUCGUUGCUCACCGUGUCGCCCUUCAUGCGCGUGCUGGAAUAUUUCUCCGCCGAAAUCGGCGACGGCGGCAGCCAGCGCAUGCAGCGGAAAGAGUUCAUGCACAACUUCCACAACGACAUCACAUCCAACGAAAAGGACGACAUGAACUCGCGGGUGUUCGAGUGCGCCCCUCACAUUCACGUGCACGGCUCCACGCAGGACGUCUGGUUCGACGUUGCAACUCAGGAAUUGACCUCGAGACGGGCGAUGCAGCAUAAGCCGGAACUUGUCUUGGUGUGGGACGGGCUGCCGAUUGUCUUUGGGUGCCAGUAUUGUCGGGACUCGGCGGGAUGGCGCGCAUGAUUCGUUCGGUUUUAGAUUCGUUUUGAUGAUCAGUAUAUUUAGCCUGCGUUGGUUCGUUGCCUGUUAUAUUGGAUAUACGGCGUUUUCUUUUUUUCGUUGGGGACUUAUGGCUCAUGCAUUACUUUACCUUACUCGAACGCAUAUUUUCUGCUUAUCUUAUCUUAGCAUGAUAUGAGAUACCAACUGAUUCUACAG
This is a messenger RNA of Aspergillus steynii IBT 23096, 1657 nucleotides long. Its product is annotated as F-box protein. The record is from RefSeq and is a predicted model, not a curated record. The transcript is spliced from 3 exons. Gene Ontology annotation, molecular function: protein binding. NCBI's taxonomy places the organism in Eukaryota, Fungi, Ascomycota, Eurotiomycetes, Eurotiales, Aspergillaceae. The coding region runs from base 182 to 1462 and encodes 426 amino acids.